Molecule: messenger RNA, 6065 nt
Organism: Punica granatum (pomegranate)
Lineage: Eukaryota; Viridiplantae; Streptophyta; Magnoliopsida; Myrtales; Lythraceae
Source: RefSeq, a predicted model, not a curated record
AGGGCUGAUACCGCGAGAGGCGCCGGGGCGGCGGGGGGUUUAGUUUUGGUUUCACUUCCAGUCUUCUUCUUCUACUUCUUCUUCUUCUUCCUCCCUCUCUCCCCGUUCCAAUUCUUUCCCGCCCUCGGAGCUGAGCUCAGACUGUGGUAGACCUCACAAGCUCUUCAAAUCAAAUCUUUCUGCUUCUACAUCGCAUUCCCGUCUAAAUGGUGACCCCUAAGCAGCUUCUCUCGGCUAUCGAGUCCGCCCUCCUUGGCCCUUUACCGCCGGCUCCAGCUCAGCGGGUCGAGCUGAUUCACGCCCUCCGGAAGUCCCGGUCAUCGUUUCAGAAUCUGCUCUCUUACCCACCUCCAAAGCCAUCGGAUCGAGCGCAGGUUCAGGGAAAGGAAGUCAGGCUUCCAGAUUCACCACCAAUCUCACUCGAUGAUCAGGAUGUUCAAAUUGCUCUGAAAUUGAGCGAUGACCUCCACCUUAAUGAAAUAGAUUCUGUUCAUUUACUGGUUUCCGCCAAUCAAGAGUGGGGCAUAAUGGGAAGAGAGCCAUUAGAGAUACUUCGACUUGCUGCUGGACUCUGGUACACAGAGAGAAGAGAUCUGAUAACUGCACUUUAUACUCUUCUAAGGGCUGUUGUUCUCGAUCAAGCAGUGGAAGCUGAUAAUGUGCUUGACAUACAAAAGUACCUGGAAGAUCUAAUAGGUGCUGGUUUGAGACAGCGUUUGAUCUUGUUAAUUAAGGAACUUGCUCGAGAAGAACCUGCUGGUUUGGGUGGGCCACAGUGUGAACCUUACAUUUUAGAUUCUAGAGGGACACUUGUUGAGCGAAGAGCUGUUGUUUGCAGGGAAAGACUCAUCCUUGGACACUGUCUUGUCCUCUCUAUUCUUGUUGUGCGCCCAAGUUCAAGGGAAGUUAAGGAAGUCUUUUCCCUUUUGAAAGAUAGUGCUACUGAACUCAAUGAGGACAAUUCCACUACAAAGCAGCAGAUUACAUAUAGUCUUCUCUUCUCCCUCGUGAUCAGUUUUAUCUCAGAUGCUUUGGGCGCGGUGCCAGAUAAAGCGGCGGUCUUGACUCAAGAUGUUUCCUUCAGAAAUGAGUUUCAAGAAAUGGUGAUAGCUUCUGGAAACGACCCAAAUAUUGAGGCUCUUGUUGACGGGGUGAGACUUGCUUGGACCGUGCACUUGAUGUUAAUUCAAGAUUCUAUUGCUCCAAGGGAGACAACUUCAAGUUCACCGGAUGACUUGACUAAACUCCUUUCAUGCUUAGAAGUGAUCUCGUCAAACAAUGUUUUUCGGUCUUUAUUGGACAAAGUUUUGAGAACGGCAGCCUUCCAGAACGAUGAUGAGGAUAUGAUCUAUAUGUACAACGCUUACCUCCACAAGCUGAUUACUUGCUUCUUGUCUCACCCACUUGCUAGAGACAAGGUAAAAGAAUCCAAAGAUAAGGCAAUGGCCAUACUUACACCAUACCGAGUUGCUGGAUCACAUGAUUUGUUUCAUGAAGGCAGUUCGAGUUCUCAACAGGCUGGUGAAACUGGCCCCAUAAUGUUUGUCUCUCUUUUGGAGUUCAUGAGUGAGAUAUAUCAGAGAGAACCUGAGCUGUUAUCUGGAAAUGAUGUCUUGUGGACAUUCAUCAAUUUUGCUGGAGAGGAUCACACAAAUAUUCAGACGCUUGUCGCUUUCCUAAAAAUGUUGAGUACCUUGGCCUCGAGUGAGGAAGGUGCUUCAAAGGUUUUUGACUUGCUUAAGGGAAAAACGUUCCGUUCUGUUGGGUGGGGCACUCUAUUUGACUGCCUCUCAAUUUAUGCUGACAGAUUUAAGCAAUGCCUCCAAACUGCUGGGGCUAUGCUACCUGAGUUUCAAGAGGGGGAUGCAAAAGCCCUUGUUGCUUACUUGCAUGUUCUUCAAAAGGUUGUGGAAAAUGGAAAUCUCCAUGAAAGGAAAAACUGGUUUCCCGAUAUUGAACCUCUAUUCAAGCUCCUUAGUUAUGAGAAUGUUCCUCCUUAUCUGAAGGGUGCUCUUCGAAAUGCCAUAGCCGCCUUUAUCCAUGUUUCUCCAGCCCAUAAAGAUACUAUUUGGAGUUACCUUGAGCAGUAUGAUCUACCCGUAGUGGUGGGUCCCCCAGUAGGGAACAUAGUUCAACCAGUUACUCCGGUUUAUGAUAUGCAAUUCGAGUUGAAUGAGAUUGAAGCAAGAAGAGAACGAUAUCCUUCUACUAUAUCGUUUAUUAACCUGAUAAAUUCUCUCAUUGCCGAAGAAAGAGAUGUCAGCGAUAGGGGGCGGAGAUUUAUCGGCAUAUUUAGAUUUAUAUAUGAUCACGUGUUUGGACCAUUUCCUCAAAGAGCUUAUGCCGAUCCACAUGAGAAAUGGGAGCUUGUUAUUGGGUGCCUACAGCAUUUUCAUAUGAUAUUGAGAAAGUAUGAAAUUAAGGAUGAGGAUGUCGAAAGUGUCACUGAACAAUCACAGCCAUCUUCACUUCAGUUGCAGCUUCCCCUCUUAGAAUUGCUGAAGGACUUUAUGAGCGGGAAAAUUGUUUUCCGGACCAUAAUGGGGAUAAUUCUUCCUGGGGUCAACACUACAAUUACAGAACGAACCACCAAAACUUAUGGCCAACUUCUCGAGAAGGCUGUGCAACUUUCUCUUGAAAUCAUUGUCCUUGUUCUUGAAAGAGACUUACUCGUCUCUGAUUUCUGGCGCCCUUUGUACCAGCCAUUGGAUUUGAUCCUCUUGCAAGAUCACAAUCAGAUCAUUGCUCUGUUGGCGUAUGUAAGAUUUGAUCUUCAACCCCAGAUUCAGCUCUGCUCUAUCAAGAUCAUGAGUGUUUUGAGUUCUCGAAUGGUUGGCCUUGUUCAGUUGCUCCUCAAAUCUAAUGAUGGUAAUGUUCUGAUUGAGGACUAUGCAGCUUGCCUCGAGUCCCGAUUGGAUGAGUCACAGGAAAUUGAGCAUGCCAAUGACCCGGGGAUCCUCAUCAUGCAGCUCUUGAUUGAUAAUAUUAGCCGACCCGCUCCAAAUAUCACACAUUUGCUGCUCAAGUUUGACCUUGACGGGCCCAUUGAGCGGAGUGUGCUUCAGCCCAAAUUUCACUUCAGUUGCUUGAAGAUCAUUCUAGAUUUUCUGGAGAAACUUGCUAAGCCUGAAGUCAAUGCUCUGCUUCAUGAGUUCGGGUUCCAACUCCUUUACGAACUAUGCUUGGAUCCACUAACAAGUGGGCCCAUUAUGGAUCUUCUAAGCACCAAAAAGUAUCAGUUCUUUGCUUAUCACCUCGAUACGAUUGGUGUGGCCUCUCUCCAUAGACGCAGCAGUGACCACACGCUUCGCGUCAGCUCUCUGCACCAGCGGGCAUGGCUUCUGAAGCUCUUAGCUUUGGAAUUGCAUGCUGGUGAUAUGAACAGUUCAACCCACCGAGAGACCUGUCGGAGGAUUCUUGGUCAUCUUUUUGGGCAGGAAGCUAUUGAGAGUGGGACAGAUUUUAACAUAUCAAACUCUUUAGCUCCUUAUAAUGAUGCCGAACAUCUUGGAGCUAGGACCAGAACAAUUGGUAAGAGUAAGGUUCUUGAGUUGCUCGACAUAGUACAGUUCAGAUCUCCCGAUACUGCCAUGAAGCUCUCUUCAAUUGUCCCAAGUGGAAGAUACCAUAUUUUAGCUGAGGAGGUCCUCGUAAAUCCUGCGACUUCUGACAAGGGCGGGACCUAUUACUACACUGAGCGUGGGGACCGCCUGAUUGACCUUGCUGCAUUUAGUGACAAGCUCUGGCAGAGGUUCACUGUUGGGACUGAACCUGAACUGAACCAAGUGAGAGAGACGAUUCAGCUCUUGCUUCGUUGGGGAUGGAAGCACAACAAGAACCUUGAGGAACAGGCGGCACAGCUCCACAUGCUGACUGGGUGGUCCCAAAUUGUUGAGAUCUCUGCCUCAAGAAAACUAUCGUUUCUUGAGAACCGGACGGAGAUCUUGUAUGAGGUUCUUGACGCUUCGUUGACUGCUUCAGCCUCUCCUGACUGUUCUUUGAAGAUGGCAUACAUAUUGACUCAGGUUGCUCUCACCUUUAUGGCAAAAUUACGGGAUGAAAGAUUUCUGUCAUCUAGUGGUCUAAAUUCAGAUGCUCUUACGUGUCUUGAUAUAAUAACAGUGAGACAACUCUCGAAUGGUGCAUGCCAUUCCAUAUUGUUUAAGCUCAUUAUGGCAAUUUUGAGACAAGAAUCUUCUGAACCCUUAAGGAGACGACAGUAUGCUCUGCUUCUCAGCUACUUCCAGUACUGUGGGCAUGUUCUCGACCCAGAAAUCCCAACUAGUGUUAUUGGAUCAUUAUUACUAGAUGAACAGGAUGGUGAGGAUUCAGAUCUUGAGAAAAUUGAUAAGGAACAUGUAGAGCUUGCUCGAGUGAAUUUCUCCAUUCUGAGGAAGGAGGCUCAGGGAAUACUUGAUUUAGUGACAAAGGAUGCGGUUCAUGGGAGUGAACCAGGGAAGACAGUCUCAUUCUAUGUUCUAGAUGCUCUGAUUUGCGUGGACCAGGACAAGUACUUCUUGAACCAGCUUCAGAGUAGGGGAUUCUUGAGAUCAUGCCUGAUGGGCAUUGGGAAUUUCUCAUACCAUGAAGGAGCCCACUCCUUCAACUCAUCCCAGCGGGCAUGCACCCUCGAGUCUGAGUUGGCAUUCCUCUUGAGGAUCAGUCAUAAGUAUGGGAAUUCAGGGGCUAAGGUUUUGUUCUCGAUGGGCGUAUUGGAGCAUAUUUCUUCAUGCAGAGUGAUCUACUUGCAGGGAAGUUUAAGGAAUGUGGACUCAAAGCUUCGGACUUAUGUAGCAAUCGAUGUUAACAGGCAGAGAACGGUCGUUACACCAGUUUUGAGACUUCUCUUCUCUCUGACUUCCUUGGUCGAGAAUUGUGAUAUUUUUGAGGUGAAGAACAAGAUUGUUCGAGAAAUCUUAGAAUUUAUCAGAGGGCAUCAGCUGCUCUUUGAUCAAGUUCUGCACCAGGAUCUCUUAGCCGAGGAUGAUCAGACGAUGGAGCAGAUGAAUCUUGUGGUGGGUACACUGAGCAAGGUUUGGCCUUACGAGGAGAGCAAUGAUUAUGGUUUCGUGCAGGCGCUAUUCUCUAUGAUGCACAUUCUCUUCUCGCGCAAUUUCGAUGCUCCCAACAUGGCAUCACAGGUUCAUCGUCUCGAGGGUAAGAGGAAGUCAGAAGUGGGCUUGUUUCGGUUGUGCUUCAGCCUGAGCUCCUAUCUCUAUUUCCUUGUCAUGAAAAAAUCCCUUAGAUUGCAGCAGGUUUCAGAUUUCUCAAGCAAUCAGCCUUCUCCAUCUGGAAUGUUACAGCCCACCUUGAUGUUAGUUGCUUCUCUUCUGAAUGCCGUGACCACUGCCCUUGAGAGAGCAGCUGAGGAGAAGUCCAUAUUUCUAAAUAAGAUACGGAACAUAAACGAGCUGUCCCGACAGGAGGUGGACAUGAUAAUAAGCAUGUGCUCUCGUAAGGACUGUGUUUCAUCGUCCGACAACAUUCAGAAAAGGAGAUAUAUUGCAAUGGUGGAAAUGUGCCAGGUCGCAGGGAAUAGAGACCAGCUGGUAGCCCUAUUGCUUCCACUUGCAGAGCAGCUUCUCAAUGUUCUUCUCGUCCAUUUUCAGGAUAGUGUCCCUUCAUCCGAUGCUAGCCAGUCGAUCAGAGCGAUAACUUCUGGUGACCAAUUGGAUUCAGCACAUGACAUAUCUUCUAUAUGUGGAAAGUUAAUUCCGGUCUUGGAACGGCUCGAGUUGCUGAGUGAGGAGAAAACGGGGCACAAUCAUAAACUUUUCCGCAGAUUGGUGGCCUCACUCAAGGAAAUGGUGAUCAAGAAGAUGUCUCUAUAAAGUUCUUCGGAAAGCCGCCUCAGUUAUAUUGAUGUAAUUCCGGAUAGAUUCUUGGGCAAUGAAGUUCAUUGUUAACAGCCAUUGCGUGCUCUCGCUCACUUUUGUCUGAGUUUUGUUGUAUAUCGGCAGUCAUUAAUGUACAAAUCUAGACAAAAUUGGCAUCAUUCGAGUUUUUUUCAUGAGCAAUACAUCGGCACAUUUGGGUUUAUGAAAUUUAUAAUUUUCGCUACUGAA